Molecule: messenger RNA, 468 nt
Organism: Phycomyces blakesleeanus NRRL 1555(-)
Lineage: Eukaryota; Fungi; Mucoromycota; Mucoromycetes; Mucorales; Phycomycetaceae
Exons: 3
Coding region: 1-468 (155 amino acids)
Biological process (GO): sterol transport
Molecular function (GO): sterol binding
Source: RefSeq, a predicted model, not a curated record
AUGAAGCUGUCUAUUCUCGUUAUCGCCACAUUUGCCUCCAUCGCAAGCGCUUCCUUCUUGCCAUUCUUCCAUAACCAGCAGGAACAAACCUAUGACCCCACCUCAACUGAUUUAAUCAAACCCUGUGGCAACGAUCAAGACUUAUUGAUGCAAGUUAUCCUAAUUGAUGACAUAACCCUGACUCCCAAGAUUCCUGUAAAGGGACAAAACUUGACAAUCGAUUUUACAGGCUACCUCAAGAAAGAGGUUACCGAAGGCACAACUGUAUCCAUCCUGGUCAAGUAUGGCGUAGUUCAGUUGAUUCGCAAAAAGUUCGAUUUCUGCAGUGAGGUUGCCCCUGAAGUUCAAGAAGAGUGUCCUAUCCCUGCAGGACCUCUUACUUUCCACAAGGAUGUCGCGUUGCCAAAGGAGAUCCAAGGCGAGGUAGUGACCUGUUUAAUCGGUCAAACCUCUUUCCCCCGUAAAUGA